Messenger RNA from Hippocampus comes (tiger tail seahorse), 2290 nucleotides. RefSeq names its product elastin microfibril interfacer 2a (gene emilin2a). The coding region runs from base 128 to 2290 and encodes 720 amino acids. The transcript is spliced from 6 exons. The record is from RefSeq and is a predicted model, not a curated record. Lineage: Eukaryota; Metazoa; Chordata; Actinopteri; Syngnathiformes; Syngnathidae. Gene Ontology annotation, molecular function: protein binding.
AAAGCGCGCGCACACACGCCACGCAGGGAGCGUGUCACGGUAGCGCCAAGACAAGCCACAACUCUCCCAAAUAGAUCGAUCGCUUUUAAAGGUGGUGGGUGGGUUGGUUUUUUUUUUUAAUGCGAAAAUGGGUACGAGAGGCGCGCUGCGGUGGACGGUUUUCACGCUCUUUUGCAACUUUUUCACGCACGGCUUCCCUCCACCACCUUCUUACGACCCCUUCCACGCCGGAGUGGUGCACAGACACACAAACAGGAACCGGUGCGCCUACGUGGUGCACAAGAACAUCAGCUGCGCCGUGCGGGGCGGCGUGGAGAGCUUCCAGGAGCCGGUGGCGGCGCCCUGCCCGCCCUACGUCACCAACUGCCCCCAUCAAGUCACAUACAAAACCCGCUUCCGCCCCACCUACAAGAUGGCCCACAAGAAAGUCACGGAGUUGGAGUGGCGGUGCUGUCCGGGCUACCAAGGACCUGGCUGCACGGACUUAAAACCCACGCCGCAACAUCACAUCCCGGUACAAGGAACCCAGCCCUACGGCCCUUCGAGUAGCGGAUACUCCAACAGACACACGCAGAGGGCCGAGCGCAGAGAGACGGGCCAUCGCGAGACCGACGACAAGGUGCGCCUUCUGGAAGGCCAAGUUGAGCGCCUCUCCCGGACGGUCCUGGACCUGCAGUCGGCCUUAAAGGGGCUCGGCGCCGACCUCCGCGCCGACCUGCGGGAGGACACCGAGACCAUGUUGAUGACCCUCUUCAACAACAUGCGGCCUCCCGACGGCGCGGCGGUGCCCGGCCCCGAGGACGGUCCCGCCGUGCUGGACGGCCACCAGGCGUCCAGGGGCGGCCUGGCCGGAGACCGGGUCUUGGGAAAAAUCGAAGGCCGCUUAGACGACAUCGACGACAUCCUCAAAAGCAAGGAGGAGUUGCUGGAAGACCUGCGAGGGUCCGUGACGAGCCACGAGGGCCAGAUUCGCGUCCUGAUGGACGCCUCGCAAUCGCAGGCUCCGGCCGUGAUGGAGCUCGACGUCGUGCAGGGCUACAUCGACGGAAAAGUCGAAAAGCUGAAGGACCAACUGGAGCGGACGACGAGGGAACGAGCGGACGAGAUCCUAGCGGCGUGCGAUAGCAAGAUCCGGACCUCGCAGAAGACCCGCGAGGACGGCCGCGACAAAGCGGCGGACAACAAGGAGGCCGACCUCAGGGAAGAGAUUCGGGCGCCGCGGGCGGACAUGACGGUCGCGGACGGGCCGUCGCGAACUCAGCGGCAGACGGACCCCGCGAAGAAGCAGGAGGACCGCAAAGAUGUGUGGCUCGCCAUCGAGCGCAUCAAAGAGGCUUACCGCGUUUUGAACGCUCGCAUCGACAACGAGCUCAUACGCUUGUCCGAGCCUCGGGAGGACGCCGACCGCUCGGCCCCGCUGAUGGAGGAACUGGAGGCCCGCUUGAACGUCACCGAGCAAAACGCGGAGAUUCACUGCUUCUACGUUGAAGAGAAGCUGACGCGGAUCAUCGCCGAAGAGGCGGCGUCGCUCAGGCAAGUUGUGGACGAGCGUCUCGACGCCAUGGAGGACCAGUUCACCGGCAUGCUGGUGGAAAUGAGCAACAACUCCUUCCCGGGCGCGUACGGAGACUCCGUGGAUGCCGUGCGGGCGCAGGUCGACAACAAUAAGUUCCUCCUCCGGGGUUUGGACGACAAGAUCAACGCCGUCGGCGAGUUGUGCUCGGCGGGGUGCUCGGGCUCGGAAACUACCGUCGCCGAGGGAAGUUCCUCGCCCUCGCCCGAGGGUCCGGAUAUCAUUCGGAAGGAUCCGCGUCGCCACGGCGACGACUUGGACGCCCUACGCGCGGACGUCGGCGCGAAUACGGACGAGCUCCGGCGCUUGCUGGAAACCGUCCAAAGAGAAUCGGCCGGCAACGCCGGACGUUCCGAGAGCGCGGAGCGCUUCCGGAAGGAGUUGUCCGACACCCGAGACCGCGUCGCGGGCCUGGCCGGCGCCGUCGCCGGACUGAGCGACUCCUUGAGCGAGCACGAGCGGGACCUGGAGGGCGGACUGGGCGGGACCAACGCCACCUGCGGACGGCACGCCGCGGACAUCGCCGAACUGCGCGACUCCUUGCGGCGCUUCCAGGCCCGGCUGUCGGCCGUGGCCAGACAGGUGUCCAAAGAGGUCGCCGCCAGGGAUCCGGGAGUCCUCCUCAGACCCGAGCCGCCGGCACCCCCGCCGGACCCCGGCAGGGAAGCGGGCGCCGUCAAACCGCGAUGCGUCUCAAUGGCAUCGGAGCAUUCGUGA